Messenger RNA from Durio zibethinus, 872 nucleotides. RefSeq lists its product as uncharacterized. NCBI's taxonomy places the organism in Eukaryota, Viridiplantae, Streptophyta, Magnoliopsida, Malvales, Malvaceae. The record is from RefSeq and is a predicted model, not a curated record.
GCCCAAACAAACAACCAGAAGUCUCUAUUUGCUUUGGGCCCUUCGCUCACGUAUCAAUGUCAGGUCAAAUACCAUGUGGCAGCCACUUCUGUCUAUUCUCCUCCUGACUUAGCCAAAUCUCCCCUUCCCUAAAACCCCUAUUAUCUAGCUUCAGAGGCGUUUAUGUUUAUGGAGGGGUUUUGUAUUUGGUCUCCAAGACACUAGAAAAAAGCAAAAAAAAAAAGAAAAAGAGCAAUGACUAAUUCUAACGCUAGAUCCAAUUUGCGCUGUCAUCACUGCGCUGGCCCUCUUUCCAAAGAGAUGGAAACAAGUGAAUGGACUGUUGCUCCUCUUGUGAGGGAUAGUUUUUCUAUGAUUGGCUCAGCUGUUGGUGGCACUACAAGCGCAUUCUACGGGUUCAACCAUGUGAUGCCAAUGGUCAGGAGGUGGGUAAAGGGACCCAUGUGGGUGCAUUUUCUCGUUGGUGCACCACCUGUGAUAGUGUUUUCUUCUGCUUGUGCAGGGUUAGCAGGUGGUGCUGUUCCAGCCCUUGCUCAACUUGCUUCUUCCUCUUACCAUGCUGCAUUCUCGUCUUCUUCAUUGCCUCCAUCUUCACAUGAAGAUAAGAUGCAUAAGUCCAGGACUUCCUCUACUUUGUAAUUAUAUAUAUAUAUAUAGCAUUUAUUUCACAUAUAUUUCAUUUCAGAGAGAAAGAUAGAGAUAAAGGUUUGCCUGUGAAGAAGCCCAUUACCUUGAAAUGUUGUAAUGUUUCAGGACACAAGCUUUUCCCGUUUUGGGUCCUUUUAUAAUUUAGGUUUAUGUUGAUAUUUAUUCAUUUUUCUGCAAUGAGUAUUAUGUUAUAUGUUAAAUAAUAAAGAGGCUUUUUGCAUUUU